Molecule: messenger RNA, 6255 nt
Organism: Hippocampus comes (tiger tail seahorse)
Lineage: Eukaryota; Metazoa; Chordata; Actinopteri; Syngnathiformes; Syngnathidae
Product: membrane-associated guanylate kinase, WW and PDZ domain-containing protein 1-like
Exons: 24
Coding region: 554-5653 (1699 amino acids)
Biological process (GO): signal transduction
Cellular component (GO): cell-cell junction; cytoplasm
Molecular function (GO): protein binding
Source: RefSeq, a predicted model, not a curated record
UUGAAUAAACUCUUUCCCACAGCACGUGAACGUAGCAGGAGCACAGCACAUUCCCGGCGCGCCGCUUGCGACGAGUUUCAAGUUCCGCGUCCCGAGUCCCGAGUCGCAAGCCGGAGAACCGGCGUCGUCCCUGGUAAGAGCAGCCCUGAGCCGGGGACCGAGGAAUCGGCGACUGGCCAAGGCGAACGGCGGAUCAUAGCUCCUCAGCCAAGUGAACCGAAACCGGUUUGCAGCGAGUUUAGUUUAGGGGGCGUUCGUGUAGUACUUGCUCAGUGGGGACCGCGGUAGAUGGAACGUCGGUCGGACUCCGUUCCAGGGCGACUUCACCUCGAGUAAACAUGUUGAAGAAAGAUCGGAGGAGGAAACCCACGGCGUGAAAAGUGACUUCCAGGUGGACGGGAAUGGCUUGAUUCCUGCGCGCGACACCGCCGCUGUCAGGGGCGCUCAUGUUUCUUUCGGUGGGAGCAAGAGAAAGUUUGCUGCGCUUCACUCGGAAAUAAAAGCGCCGUUUUGUGACCGCGUGCCGCGGCGUCGUCCGAACAGGCUCGCCAGCAUGUCCAACGCCGCGUUGAGGAAGAACCACUGGACCUCGCGGCUCAACGAGUGCGCCGUGGCCAAAGAUGCCCGAGGGGCCUUGAACGUGCCCCUGCGCGGCGGGGCCGAGAACGGAGAGUUCGCGUUCGUCGGGCAACUCGAGCAGAACCAAGUGCUUUACAACAGCGGACAGUUAAAUGACGGAGAGCUUCUUCUGGAGGUGGAGAACACCCCCGUCUCGGGAUUACCCCUGUACGACGUGCGGGCCCUCAUCGAGAGCUGUAAAGGUCCCGUCCGGCUAAAAGUCGUCAGGCCAGGAAAUAAGCUGAACAAGGACCUGAAACACUAUCUCAGCCAGCGCUUCCAGAAAUCGUCGCCUGACCACCAACUGCAGCAAAUCAUCCGAGACAACCUCUACCAUCACGCUGUGCCUUGUACUACCCGACCCCCCCGUGAAGGAGAAGUCCCCGGUGUAGACUACACUUUCCUUUCGGUUCAGGACUUUCUGGAGUUGGAGAAGAGCGGGACCCUGUUGGAAAUCGGAACAUAUGAAGGAAACUAUUAUGGGACACCCAAGCCGCCGGUGCAGCCCCCCGGUGGGAAAGUGAUUCCCUAUAGCAGCGGCGGUGAUGCCCCACGGCCAGACGGGCUCAGCGGUAGCCGGCCCGGCUCGCCAGACUUCACGCCUCGUCGCAGCAAGUCCUACAAUGACAUGCGCAAUGCUGGAAUAGUGCCUGGAGAACCGCCGCGGGAGGACGACCAGGACCUCCCUGACAUGAACGGUAGUUACCCAGCAGGAGAGUCGAGUGAAUUGGACGAGACUCAUCGUUCGGCGAGAGCCUUCAGCCCUCGCCGAAGUGACCCAUCCUACCUUGGGACCGCCCCCUCCCCGCCGGCCACCACGGAGAGCACUCGGCAGACUCCCCCUAACCUGAGCCAUCCUCCGGAGGAGGAUCCUCAGGGCCCUCUGCCUGACAACUGGGAGAUGGCCUACACUGACAACGGAGAGGUCUAUUUUAUAGACCACAAUACGAAGACCACGUCUUGGAUAGACCCUCGGUGCCUGGACAAGCCUCAGAAAACCCUGGAAGAAUGUGACGAUGAUGAAGGGGUUCAUACGGAGGAGCUCGACAACGAUCACGAACUUCCUCCUGGGUGGGAGAAAAUAGAUGAUCCAGUCUAUGGGGUCUACUACGUUGAUCAUAUCAACAGGAAGACCCAGUACGAGAAUCCCGUCUUGGAGGCGAAGCGGCGUCGGCAAGUGGAGCAGCAACAGCCUCAGCUGCCAAGCCAGCAGCCAGCUGAAGGUCGACCACCUUUGCCGCUUUCUCUUCCAGACUGGACUGAGGACUCAUCGUUUGCCGGGGUCCCUCUCGCAAGUUAUCCCGCCAACCAGCAAGAGACCUACAGGGACCCUCCCACCGGGCCCACUGUGCCAAUGGGACAGAAACGAGGAAAGCCCUUCUUCACCCGCAACCGAUCGGAACUCAAGGGGACUUUCAUCAAUACCAAGCUGAAGAAGAGUCGCAGAGGUUUCGGUUUCACCGUGGUGGGAGGCGACGAGCCGGACGAAUUCCUGCAAAUCAAGAGCCUGGUCCUCGACGGGCCGGCCGCCCUGGACGGCAAGAUGGAGACAGGUGACGUGAUCGUGAGCGUCAACGACACCCGCGUGCUGGGCUACACCCACGCCCAAGUGGUGAAGAUCUUCCAGUCCAUCCCGAUCGGCUCCAUGGUCAACUUGGAGCUGUGCCGGGGCUACCCCUUGCCCUUUGACCCCGACGACCCCAACACCAGCAUGGUGACCUCGGUGGCCAUUCUGGACAACAAAGAGCCCAUCAUCAUCAACGGUCAAGCGGCCUCCGACCGCAUCUACGACUUGCCGCCCGGUCGCGGCGGCCAGAACGACGGCGCCGGCUCGGCCGAGGGCGGUCCGGCUCUCAACGGCCUGCCGCGGCCCCGCAGCCCCUCCGCGGAGGCGGCCUCGGACGGCGCCUCCCGGCGCGGCUACCCCGGCGACGUGGUCACUCUGGCCUCGUCCAUCGCCACGCAACCGGAGCUCAUCACGGUGCACAUGGAGAAAGGAGACAAGGGCUUCGGCUUCACCAUCGCCGACAGCCUCGGCGGCGGCGGGCAGAGGGUCAAACAGAUUGUGGACUACCCGCGCUGCCGCGGCCUCAGGGAGGGCGACAUCAUCGUGGAGGUCAACAAGAGGAACGUGCAGACCAUGUCGCACAACCAGGUGGUCGACUUGCUCAGCAAGUGUCCCAAAGGCACCGAGGUCACCAUGUUGGUGCAGAGAGGGGUGGCACCUGCAAAGAAGAGCCCAAAACUGGAUGAUUUUGAGCUGGCUCCGCCAUACCGAGAUUACACUCGCAGGCAGUUGUCGAGAAAGGACAGUCAGAACAGCUCCCAGCUCAGCGUUUCCAGCCAGCGCAGCGCCCACGCCGACUCGCCCUCGCACUCGUCCUCGGCGCCCGGCCUCAGCGAGAACGCCGCUCCUCCGGUACCGUCGCAGCCCCUGCCGGGGCUUCCGCCCCAGGACGCCGCGGUCGACGGGAGGAAACCGGAUCCCUUUAAGAUUUGGGCCCAGUCCAGGAGCAUGUACGAAAGUAGGCUUCCCGACUUCCAGGAGCAGGAUAUUUUCCUCUGGAGGAAAGACACCGGCUUUGGCUUCCGAAUCCUCGGAGGGAACGAGGAAGGAGAGCCGAUAUACAUCGGCCACAUCGUGAAGUACGGCGCGGCGGACGAGGACGGACGCCUGCGGUCCGGCGACGAGCUCAUAAGCGUGGAUGGCACGGCGGUGGUGGGCAAGUCGCACCAACUGGUGGUGCAGCUGAUGCAGCAGGCGGCCAAGCAGGGCCACGUCAACCUCACCGUGCGACGCAAAACCACUUACGCCGUUAAAGCCGAAGGAGACGUGCCCCCGUCGCCCGCUUCGUCCCACCACAGCGGCACCCGGGCGCCCAGCCUGACGGAGGAGAUGGGGAAGCCGACUCCGCAGGGCAGUCAGAAUUCCCUCAACACCGUCAGCUCCGGCAGCGGCUCCACCUCCGGCAUCGGCAGCGGGGGCGGCGCCAUCGCCACGGCGGUCGCCGCCACCGCCGCCGCCACGUCAUCGUCACCGCCUCCCCACGUAAACGCCGGCGCGCCCGGCUCCGCCUUGCAGCCUUACGACGUCGAGAUCCGCCGCGGGGAGAACGAGGGCUUUGGAUUUGUCAUUGUGUCAUCGGUGUCGCGACCCGAGGCCGGCACUACCUUUGCCGGCAAUACCUGUGUGGCCAUGCCUCACAAAAUAGGGCGGAUCAUCGAGGGAAGCCCCGCCGACCGCUGUGGAAAGCUGAAGGUGGGAGAUCGCAUCCUGGCGGUCAACUCGUGCUCCAUCACCAACAAGUCUCACUCGGACAUCGUCAACCUCAUCAAGGAGGCCGGGAAUACUGUGACGCUGCGCAUCAUUCCCGGAGACGAGUCAUCAAAUGCAUCUUUGCUGACCAAUGCGGAGAAGAUCGCCACUAUAACCACCACUCACACAGCCCAGCAACAGGCAGCGCCGGAGGCCAGAAACAACACCAAACCAAAACAGGAGUCGUUUGACUUUCAAGCCCCUCAAGCGCCUCCCCCGCAGCUGGCGGCGCAAGUCUCCGCCCAGGAUUCCGAGUUUUACUCGGCAGACCUGGAGAGAGACAGCAAAGGCUUCGGCUUCAGUCUGCGGGGCGGCAGGGAGUACAACAUGGACCUUUACGUACUGAGACUAGCGGAAGAUGGAGCGGCCGUCCGCAACGGGAAAAUGAGGGUUGGCGACGAAAUCCUGGAAAUCAACGGCGAGAGCACCAAGGGCAUGAAGCACUCCCGAGCCAUCGAGCUGAUUAAGAGCGGAGGCCCACGCGUCCAUCUGGUGCUCAAGAGGGGUGACGGCUCGGUGCCCGAAUAUGACGGCACCCCUCGCGACAGCAGCUCAGCCUCAGGGCUACAAAACGCUGCGGAAGUGAGUUCCGUGCCAUUCGACGAGCCAUCGGAGCAAAGCUACAAGCCGGAACCCCAAAUCUCAUCCCGGGCCAGGAAGGAGACCACCCACCACACUUCGGGCACCGGCAAGCACCGUUCACGUCACCGCCAUCGCUCUCCUCACAAGAAAACCGGCACGGGAAAACACAAAAGGACAACGUCUCCCGGAAAGAUCAACCUGUUCAAGAAGAAGAAGGAUGAAAAGGCAAAAUACGGCCAGCGCCACCAUUCCAGCGGGCGCCACCACGGCCGCCACCGCUCUCCCGACAAGGGGUACAAGCGGUCACGCAGCGCAGAGAACGCUCUGGACGGCCGUCGCGGGGGACGGCGCGGCAGUCGCUCGCCUGAAAGGCAGCGCGACCACCGCUCUCGCCACCGCUCUCCUUACCGUUCUCGUCAGCGCUCGCCGCGCCACUCGCCGCGCCGUUCGCCUCCCCGCUACAGGUCACCCCCUCGCCACCGCUCCCCUACCAGAGGCCACGGCCGCUCCCCCAACCGCCGAUACGGCCCCCCGCGGGGCAAUGAGAAGCCCGCCGCGGCCGAGGCGGUCUCGAGGGAGCCGCCGAGGUCUCCCGAACCGAGCCUGGCCUUCGAGGACAGCGUCUUGCGCGAGUCCCCCGCCCUGCUCCGCCUCAACAGGGAGGCCGGGGAAGAGCGCGCCGUCGUGAGCGACAGCCUCCUGACGAGGGCCUCGGCCAUGGAGCGAGCCUUUGGCGGCGACGACAGUCUGCUGAGGGAAAUUUCCCGCAACCCCAGAGACACCUACAGGAACGCCUCCCUGCCCAGAGUGCGCACGCCCGACUCUGACUCGGCUUACCACAGGUACACUUCGCUCCUGAGGGGGCGAUCGCCCGAGAGGGUGGACAGGAACUACCACAGCAGGGUAUCGACACCGGAGCCGUACAGAACCCGCAGCCUCGGACGAGACAUCUCCCCGAUCGGAAGCCCCCCCAGAAGGCCAGACUCGGAGGACGAAGAGGACGACGACAACUUUGUGGCGGACAAGGUGAGGGAGUACUACAGCACGCUCCGGAGCGACGCUAGUCGCUCCGCCAGGCCGCCGCUUCCGGAGCCCAAGAAGACCUACAAGGACAACCCCAGAGACCUGAGCAUCUGAUUGGACGGCAGCCCCUCCGAUCGCAGCAAAGACACGCGAUUGGUCCGAAGCUGUCGGAAGCCGUUCAAACCCGCCGGCGUCCACCCCGCGGACUGCCGCGCUUGCGCGCAAAUUUGAUCGAUCGAUGUAACCGUGUUGGGUCACGACCAAGACAAGACGGUGCUUCAUUGGCUUUGUUUUCUCUUGAGGGUUUAUUAUUUCCCCCUUGAUUGACAUUCGACGCAUCGAAUAAUCCAGACUUUUUCAUCAAAUCUAAAAACCUUCCAAACAAUGAUGUGCCUAACAGUUCCAUGACCAACCACUCGUUUGUUUUGUUUGAUACUCGGCAGACAUUUUGUGCCGCGCCAAAAGAAAUGUUCCACGAGGAUCCUCAUGGUGUGCAUGUCUUUACUGGUCUCUCUCUCUUUCUUCAACCCCCGAGUGCCACUGUUUUAUAGAGAUUUCGCCAGACUAUAGCACAAGCCUGCAUUUGUUUGUACAUUUUUGGACAGUUUGCAGUAUGUGUACAUUCAGAGCUGAUCAUUCGAAAUGAAUGAAGGGGAAACUCAACGUUCAACGAUAACAAUGGUGAUGGAUGUUCAAAUAAAAUAAUAUAUUCAUCG